Messenger RNA from Salpingoeca rosetta, 303 nucleotides. RefSeq lists its product as uncharacterized. Lineage: Eukaryota; Choanoflagellata; Craspedida; Salpingoecidae. The transcript has a single exon. Bases 1 to 303 code for a protein of 100 amino acids. The record is from RefSeq and is a predicted model, not a curated record.
AUGGGAUGUGCGGUGCUGAGCUACUUGAAGUCAAAGAACACCGCCAAGGUGGCACCACAGGCCACAAUCAUUGGCAAGGAUGACAACGACGACGUCAUCUUUGUUGGAACAGGCCCACGCGCGCGAGACGGGCCCGCAGAACUCAUCGCCAACCCACGAGUGGACCAGCUCACCAUCGUCCCUGCAGCGAGAUCUCGGCGCGGAGACCGACCGCGCGAGUCAUCCGCAGCAAAGGCCAACACAGGAGCUGCCAGCACUGCCACAGAGCUGCUACAAGUCCCAAACACACCCCAGCCACAGUGA